AUGGCACCGGGAGAGCGCUCAGAAGAAGUCUGGCUAUGGUACACAGCAGUAUACGAGGCGAUUCAAGAGGUGCCUUCCGGCAAGGUCACUAGCUAUGGUCAUAUUGCAAGACUAGUAGGAAAGCUCGGAGUGUGUCUCAAGAACCUGCCUUCGCCAUCGACCGAUAGCAGCAGGAAGAGUCCAACGUUCCAUAGCCGCAACGUGCCUUGGCAGCGCGUGAUCAACGCCAAAGGCGGCAUCAGUCCGAGAGGACCGAGCGCAGCGGCUCAGCAAGCAGAUGCGCUGCGCAGGGAAGGGGUCGAGGUCAGCCAGGAUGCCAUGGGGCAGUAUACAGUGGACCUUGGGAGAUACGGCUGGUUUCCUGAUGUCCUUCCCAGCGAGGCUGGCCUAGUCGAAAGUAGCGACGAGGAGGAUGAGGAGGAGGCCGCCUCCAAUACACAUUCUCCGUUUGCACCCUACCAGCCAGUCACAAUAUACAUCAGAGCCUCAACCACCGAACCAAGCCGCAACACCGCCAUGUCGACUUCCCAGACCUUCACGAGCGACCUCCGCAGCGAUGCCAAGGAGUUCAACCGCGACAAGAACAACAGGGCGAAGUGGGCGCAUGGACAGUCGUUCGGCCCUGGACGGCGGGAGGAAGACGGCAAGCCGCGUCCUGCUAAGCUGUACCCUCACGUCAAGGCAUCGUCCCACGGUCCCAUGAAGGCGCGCGCCGCUUUCAACAAGGACAUGGCUUCCGCUAGUGACGAGUCGUCCGCUGACGAGGACGUUGAGCACCCGUCCGCUGCACCUGCUCCAGAUGCCGACAUCGCCUACUCGUUCGACGCCCAUCGGGGUCCCAGCCAUGGCAGCCAGAUCCUGAACCACGCUCUCGAGAAAGCCGUCCAGCGCUUUGAGACCAAGGAGACGGAGAAGCUGGUAAAGAAUGAGUAUGAGGUGCUUGACUUGUACGAUGAGACGCCACGGCCCAAGCGACAUGUGGCUCCUGAAGAUGACGAGUACGACCCCCCUUUCGACUCUUUUAUCGCCCGCGGCCUCGUUGAUGGCGCGCGCCGCUUAGGGUGA
This is a messenger RNA of Alternaria burnsii, 1065 nucleotides long. RefSeq lists its product as uncharacterized. Lineage: Eukaryota; Fungi; Ascomycota; Dothideomycetes; Pleosporales; Pleosporaceae. The transcript is spliced from 6 exons. The record is from RefSeq and is a predicted model, not a curated record. Gene Ontology annotation, biological process: DNA repair. Bases 1 to 1065 code for a protein of 354 amino acids. Gene Ontology annotation, molecular function: catalytic activity.